AUGCCUCCUAGAAUUGUGGAUAAAUUUGUUGAUGAACAAUGCCUUAAGUUAUUAGCACUUCAUUCAGGUAGUUCAUUAAACUUUGCAAGAUCUUCUGUGAAUGUGAAUUCAACUUUUCCAGUUUCACAAUCAAACUGCCAUGUUAUUGGAAAUGAUAACCUAGCAACUUCUGUUUCUCUCCAUUUGAAGGAUUCUGGUGCUACUUUUAUCAAUACUCAUAUUUUUAUUUUUAUUUUUUUGUCUUUAAAGGAUGGUGCUUAUGUAUAUGCAAAAGCAUCAGCUAAGGGGAAGCGAAUGCAGUGCAAUAUUGGUUCCAAAAAUCAUGCAAUUGUCAUGUCUGAUGCAAGUUUGGAUGCUACUUUGAAUGCCCUAGUUGCUGCUGGGUUUGGUAGUGUAGGACAAAAGUGCAUGGCACUCAACAUAGUCGUUUUUGUUGGAAGCUUAACUCCAUGGGAAGAUAAACUAGUGGAAUGUGCCAAAGCACUCAAAGUAACUGCAGGAACUAAACCAGAUGCAGACCUUGGUCCAGUAAUUAGUAAGCAGGUGAAGGAAAGGAUGUGCAGAUUGAUCCAAGCAGAUUUUGAAAAUGGUGCAAAACUACUGCUUGAUGGUAGAAACAUAUUGGUGGCUUCAAAAUCAGGUAAAUGCUGCCAUUUGAUGAUGACCUCUUUAGACCCAUCUGACAGAGUAUGCACAGGAGAACAGUGUCUGGUUGGACCAUUAAUUCCAUAUCCUCAGAGAGUGAGUCUGGAAGGGGUUGGAUGGGUACCGAUUGAUGUAAGCUCCUCUUGA
This is a messenger RNA of Pistacia vera, 792 nucleotides long. RefSeq names its product methylmalonate-semialdehyde dehydrogenase [acylating], mitochondrial-like. Gene Ontology annotation, cellular component: mitochondrion. Gene Ontology annotation, molecular function: malonate-semialdehyde dehydrogenase (acetylating, [NAD(P)+]) activity; methylmalonate-semialdehyde dehydrogenase (acylating, NAD+) activity. The transcript is spliced from 6 exons. The record is from RefSeq and is a predicted model, not a curated record. Bases 1 to 792 code for a protein of 263 amino acids. Gene Ontology annotation, biological process: L-valine catabolic process; thymine catabolic process. Lineage: Eukaryota; Viridiplantae; Streptophyta; Magnoliopsida; Sapindales; Anacardiaceae.